AGUGGUUGCAAGAUGGCUACAAGUGAUAAUGGCAUAGAUGAUGGUGUCUUGUUUGGUGGAGUGGAAUGGAGCAGCUCUCCCGUUACCUUCCAUUGGAAAAAGGGGUUUAAUGUUGAGCUAACAGAGAGCAACACAGUAGCCACUAGGACUAAGAGCCACAACAAUGGUGUAGUGUUCACCAGUAAGCCAAUGGUUGCUGGACAUAUGCUCAAGGUCACUAUGACAGAGAAAGAGAAGGAACUUUGGGGUGGUGGAAUGGAUAUAGGUUUCACUGGAGAGAACCCGGAGAACUCGACAUGGCGUUAUGAAUUGAGAUGGCAGAAUAAGGACAAGCAUUUACUGUAUACUUGCACCACUUCUCUCCAUUACAAGGACAAGAAACUCUGUAAACUGGGUUUCUACACUCGUGAUUUGGAAGUGGGUGAUUCCCUAGGAAUGUUGCUGACGCUGAAGAAGGAGGUCCACUGGUUUGUGAAUGAUGUGUGGAGAGGGUCUGUACGUGUGGAGGACUACCCCCUGGACACACCUAUGUGGGGGGUCGUGGACGUGUAUGAACGAUGUAAACAAGUCAAGGCAGAGAUUUGCACUGUGUCCAGGUACAACCCUGACUCAGAGAGGAGGCUGAGAGAGAUGGGACUAGUACAGGAUGCAAGACCUCAAGUUGCGGGAACCCAGUCAUUCUUUGCAAAAAUGCUAGAAAGGAUUGGAUCAAAUAAUUCACAAGAUAAUGUCUCAACCCUACGUUCAGAAAAUGGUCAGCUUCAACAACAACUAACAAGAGCUAACGAUCAGCUCACACAAUCACGCUCAGGCAUUCAACAAUUUCAACUGUUGGUGGAAGAAAAAGGCCAAGAAAUCACUCAACUACGGCAGCAACUACUAACAAAUCCUAAUAACCAACGACAACGAUCUGACACAGAGAACCAACAGCUGAUAGGGACCCUCAUAGAACAAGUGGACGUCCUCCAACGAAGAGUGGCCUCUCUCUCAGUCACCAAUCGUAGCAGCCACCCUCAGGAGGUGGAGUUCUGGCAGGUGUCUCCAGAGGAGGUGUCUAUUAGAGAGGACGAGAUUCUUGGCCGAGGGGCCUGGGUCUACGUUGCCAAGAGAACCUUUAGAGGAACAACGAUGGCCGUCAAACGAGUGUAUCCUGAAAUCCUACGAUUGACUACGAUGGAUCGAAUUCGUCGUGAGAUUCGCACCAUGGCUCAGAUCCGCCACCCCAACCUUGUCCUCUUUGUUGCUGCCGUCCUCAACGAGAAAACAGGUCCCAUGAUUGUCACAGAGCUCCUGGAUACCUCUCUACGUUCUGCCUACCAAGACAAUCGUGUUGGUCCCAACAAGCGAAGAAUCUUUGGAGACAUUUCCUCAGCUCUGGUUUAUCUCCACCGACAGAGGGAACCCAUCAUCCACAGAAAUGUGAGCUCUGCUAAUGUCCUCCUUCUCUCUCUACCCAACAACAAAUGGCUUGCCAAACUCUCUGACUUUGGAUCAGCCAACCUAGCUCGAGAUGCCACUACUCCUGGAGAAGGUGCUAUCCUGUACACUGCCCCUGAGGCCUAUCCUCAUCCACCUACGUCAUCUCAACCACCACCACAACAGACGACAAAGAUCGAUGUGUACAGUUUUGGAGUGCUUGCUUGUGAAGUGGUAACUCGAAUAUUUCCGAAAUCUGAACUGUUUCUGCGUCUGCUAUCGAGUAUGGAAGGUGUGUGGCGGGAGCUCCACCCACUCAUCACCUCCUGUGUCUCUCACUCCCCUCAGGACAGACCCUCCAUGGACACUGUGCUACACCACAUCAAACAAUUGGACUCUGAGCCUUAGGACAUUUAGUCUAAAUCCCUGACGUCAGUCCAAAAGGGUUCAAGACAGUCCUGUCCUACAUUUACACUGGGCAAGUCAACAAGCUUCUACCCCUAGAGGAUACAUUAUCAAUGAUGAUCACUGCAGGCAAGUACAACCUUGAUCACUUGAAAUAUUUUUCUAAGCACAACAAAUGCAGCACAUAUUCUUGCUGUGGCUGAGAAUCUUUCCUGCUCCAAGCUGAAAUGUGAAGCUAUCAAGUUUAUCACACAAAGCAAUGAAAUGUGUGAGAAGUUAUGAAGACCGAGGGUUGGAAGGAAGUAUUAGAAUCUGGUGAACUAGUAGAGGACGUUUUGAGUUCAGUUAUUGACCCAAGCCCUAAAAGACGUAAACUAUCCUGACUAUAUUAUAUUAUACAGAGACCAUUGUCUGUUUG
Molecule: messenger RNA, 2239 nt
Organism: Halichondria panicea
Lineage: Eukaryota; Metazoa; Porifera; Demospongiae; Suberitida; Halichondriidae
Product: probable serine/threonine-protein kinase DDB_G0271682
Exons: 4
Coding region: 13-1824 (603 amino acids)
Biological process (GO): protein phosphorylation
Molecular function (GO): ATP binding; protein serine/threonine kinase activity
Source: RefSeq, a predicted model, not a curated record